Molecule: messenger RNA, 4720 nt
Organism: Oncorhynchus keta (chum salmon)
Lineage: Eukaryota; Metazoa; Chordata; Actinopteri; Salmoniformes; Salmonidae
Product: piggyBac transposable element-derived protein 4
Exons: 2
Coding region: 1632-3530 (632 amino acids)
Source: RefSeq, a predicted model, not a curated record
AACCUGUCCCCAAAUUAAUGUAAUGGUUCAGAGUUUGUUUUGAUAUUUUAACCUGCGUUUGGUGUAGGGGGACAAAAUACAUUUAUGCACGAUAGCGCAUGAUGGCAGACGGUUUGGGUUCCGUGUAAGGCUCGCUGCCGGCGGACAAAUCUGGGUUUGGCAGAUGUCAGGAGAACGCUACCUGCCCCAAUGCAUAGUGCCAACGGUAAAGUGUGGUGUGAGAGGAAUUAUUGUCUGGGGCUGUAGGUCAUCGUUCUGUCCCUUAAUUCUAGUGAAGGGAAAUCUUAACGCUACAGCAUUCUAGACCAUUCUGUGCUUCCAACUUUGUGGUAACAGUUUGGGGAAGGCCCUUUCCUGUUUCAGCAUGAUGCCCCCCUUGCAAAAAACAAGUUCCAUAAAGCAAUAGUUUGUCAAAAGUGUUGUGGAAGAACUUGACUGGCCUGCACAGAGCCCUGACCUCAAUCCCAUCAAACACCUUUGGGAUGAAUUGAAACGCCGACUGCGAGCCAGGCCUAAUCGGCUAACAUUAGUGCCGACCUCACUUAUGCUCUUGUGGCUGAAUUGAAGCAAGUCUCUGCAGCAAUGUUCCAACAUCUAUUGGAAAGCCUUCCCAGAAGAGUGGAGGCUGUUAUAGUAGCAAAGGGGGGACCGCAUCCAUUUGGAAUGAGAUGUUUGAUGAGCAGGUGUCCACAUACUUUUGGUCUUGUAAUAGAUGUGAUGAGAUAGUCGUGUAAAUUCUACGCAGGGACACUCAGUCAAUCUUAAAUGAAUCAUUGUUUAUUAUCAGCAUGCUCUAGAGGUCAAAGUCAAACUUAAGAUGCAUAAAGUACCGUUCUGAAGGUAUCUCCCUCAGGGCAGUCCCAUUAGAUAUCUUAUAUUACUGGUUACAGACAGGUUACAUAGUCAUAGUUCAUAGGGUUGGUUCCAGCAUGUGUCUGGCACCGUCCCCUAUCUUAACUUAUCAACAUAUUCUGGCCGUUCUGCCAGAUGGUCCUGAGGAUGGGGUCAUGUUGCCCCCCUUCAUAUUUUUACCAGGAACCAAGGAUUAUUUAUAACACUAUGAACAUUUUGAAGACUGCUCUUCACAUGAUAACAUUUUCCAUCACAUGAUGUAUAGACAUUAUGGACAGUAUGUGUAUAGAAUUACUGGAAUAUCUGUACAAUACGUAUCGUGUUUCAAAGUAACGUCCAACGUAAAGAGACUCUCUUUUCCUCUUCUUUUCCCUCUCUAUCUAUCUCUGUUUGGUUUACUUGCAAGCAACUCUUUGUUAGGGAAGACAAUGAACCCUGAUGGGCCAUUUUGCGGGACCUAUUGAUAUGGUAAUACCGAUUGGAAGACAACACGUGAGGAGCCCAUUGCGCACCAAUUAUAUGACCACUGUCUCGUUGAUUGACUCUAUUUGAACCCAAUGACCACUGAUCUUCUUGAAAUCUAGCUGGGUAGAUAGCCAAUGAUCAUAUCUAACUGGAAAUAUCCCAUGAUUCAUUGUUGUAAGACAAACCUAUACACUGGAGGCAAGCGUAAAAAUCUUUCUUUCGCCAUUGCCUAUUGAACCGUGAAGGAGUGAUUAUAAUUACGCCCCGACGUUUUUCAAGAAUUUGCUACUUCAGCUGUUUAUUUCGCAAUUAAAAUGGCCAAUAAGUCAAAGAAAGUUACCUCGAAGACUAGAUACACGAAUGUAGAAAUGGUUUUGGAAGAGAUUGCCAGGGAUAGUGAGACAGAUUUGGCCGAGAUUGAAGACUCCAUUAGCUCCCAUAGUUUCGAUUCUGAAGCUGAGGACUACUUUUUGAACGGAGAGGACAUCGUUUUGGACUGUGGCACUGACUCCGACUGGGAGCCCCCAGUGCAAAGGUGUCCAUCCCCCUCUGAAGCAGGUUCAUCCAGCAGUACCCCUGCUGUCUCUGGCUCCAAACCUCCCGGGCCAUCUAGAGGUGUGAAGAGGAAGAGGGGAAGUGUUCCACCCACUAACAGAGGGACAGAAGGGCGUUGGCACACCGUCCUAGAAGAUGAUAUUGAGCCACCACAACCAACCUUUAGGCCGAAAAGGAAGCCAGGACCUCAGGUGAACCCGACCUCCACUUACACCCCCCUUCAGCUUUUCCAACUGUUUUUUACACCAUCUGUUGUAGAUUCGCUCGUGUCCAACACCAAUAAGAAUGGCAAGCAGAAACAAGCAGGCAAGAAGUUAGCAUGGAAGCCCAUAUCCAUGUCAGAUAUUUUAUGCUACUUUGCACUUGUUAUCUACAUGGGGCUGGUGAAGCUGAAGAGCCUGAAGGACUACUGGAAAAAGUUAGAUCUGUACCAACUGCCUUACCCCAUGACUGUUAUGUCCGCCAAAAGGUUUCUGAUUAUUUCACAGGCGCUUAACAUCAGUGACCCAAAGGUAGAUGAAGAGAAUGAGAAGAAGAGGGGCACAGCAGCGUUUGAUAGACUGUGCAAGAUUAAGCCGCUCUACCACAGCAUUGUUGACGCCUGCAAGACAUAUUUUCAGCCAGCCCAGAACGUGUCAAUCGAUGAGAGGAUGGUAGCCUCAAAGGCAAGAAUUGGCCUCAAACAAUACAUGAAAAACAAACCGACCAAGUGGGGUUACAAGCUGUUUGUUUUGGCUGAUUCUGUAUGUGGCUACACAUGCAAUUUCUUUGUCUACGAGGGGAAGAACAGUUUUGCUACCGGUAAGGGACUCAGCUAUGACUCUGUCAUGGCGUUAUUGGAUUUUCAACUGCUAGGGAAGGGCUACAAACUGUUUGUGGAUAACUUCUACACAAGCCCUACCCUGUUUACAGACCUAAGAAAGCUGGAUGUAUGGGCUUGUGGCACCAUUCGUACCAACAGGGUGGGCUUUCCGAAGACGAAGGUGAACGACAUGCCUAAGUGGGCUGAGCGGGGGACCAUGCGAUGGAUCCGUGAAGAUGGCCUGCUUUUUGUAAAGUGGAUGGAUACCAGAGAGGUGGUGAUGUGCUCUACAAUCCACAAGUCCUUCAGUGGGGAUGGUGUUGUCAGGCGUGUGAAGAACAGUGCCGGGGCAUGGAUCACCAAAAAUGUCCCCAUUCCUGGAGCCAUCAAGGACUACAACCAGAGCAUGGGCGGAGUCGACCUUUCGGACGCGCUAAUCGGCUACUACAAUGUUCUCCACAAGACGAGGAAAUGGUACAAGACCCUCUUCCAUCAUUUCAUCGACAUCGCCGUAGUGAAUUCAUUCAUCCUCCACAAGGAAAUGGCAACGAGCUGUGGAAAGCCCUUCCUCUCACAGAAAGCCUUCAGAGAGCAGCUCAUCAGGGAGCUUGCUGGCUACAGCACCACUGCACCAAGCCCCGUCCCUUCUGCUCCUGCCACAAGUGUUCAUCUGCCCAAAUAUAUUUGUGCAGGCAUGGAUGUGCCUAAGGGCAAAAAGGGCACAGCAUGGAGGCGUUGCUGUGUUGUGUGCAAGAUGAAGUCUCCCAUCAUAUGCAGCACAUGCUCAGUGACCCUAUGCUUCACAUCAGAGAGAGACUGCUAUGGCAUCUGGCAUGAGCAGCAUAACAUUGUCUAGAGUUUUGGCAAUGUUAGUGGGGUUAUAUGGCAAAGUGGGUCUGCGGUCUAGCUGAGAACACCAGUCUGCAGUCUAGCUGAGAACACCAGUCUGCAGUCUAGCUGAGAACACCAGUCUGCAGUCUAGCUGAGAACACCAGUCUGCAGUCUAGCUGAGAACACCAGUCUGCAGUCUAGCUGAGAACACCAGUUUGCAGUCUAGCUGAGAACACCAGUUUGCAGUCUAGCUGAGAACACCAGUCUGCAGUCUAGCUGAGCUAGGGUCAGUAUGUUAUCUCUGGAGUAUUUUUCCUGUCUUACCUGGUAUCUUGUGUGAAUUUAAGUCUGCUCUCUUUCUCUCCUUCUUUCUCUCAGUGGACUUGAACCCCUGGGACCAUGCUUCAGGACUACCUGACAUGAUGACUCCUUGCUGUCCCCAGUCCACCUUGCCGCUGUUCCAGUUUCAACUGUUCUGCCUGCUGCUAUGGAACCCUAAACUGCUAAUUUUUUUCUCCUGAGGUGCUGCACACUCUACAAAAACACUGAUCUCCACCCGGCACAGCCAGAAGAGGACUGGCCACCCCUCAUUGCCUUGUUUCUUCCUAGGUUUUUUCCUUUAUAGGUUGUUUUUCUUAGCCACCAUGCUUCUACACCUGCAUUGCUUGCUGUUUGGGGUUUUAGGCUGGGGCUAUGUAAAUAGAUUUGAUAGAGGACUGAGGGUGUGUAAAUAGUUACCCAUGUUUAUUAGUCAAUGUAUGUAUAUAUUUUGUUUUUCAUAACUUAAAAAAAAAAAAUGUUUACAAAAAUUAAAAAAAAAAAAAAAAUCUCAAUUUUUUUUUCUCCCAAAAUGUAUUUAUUUUUUUUCCAAAAUUUUUUUUUUUUGGUGGGGGGGUGUGUUAGAAUACCAUUUUGGUAUUUUGUAUAUAGUUAUUGGUUUCAAAAUGUGUACUUAUCCAAUUUGGCCACUUGGGGACAUUUGGGAUACUUGUGGUGGGACACCUGGGUGACGUUAUAAUAAAUGUUAUGUAGCACACUCAUUUUGAAAGUUAUCAUUUUGAAAUUUUGCACAGGUGCUGUUGCCCUCUUAAUUUUUGCACUAAAAUUGUCCCCUUCGUCUUAUCUGAUUUUUUUGUUUUAUCUUGUUCAUUUGAAAGAUGAUGAUUCAAAAAUAAAUAGAAAAAACGAAUGUUUUUUUCCAUAGUUUUAUCUAAA